AUGUCUUCCUAUGCCUUUCCCCCAGGAAUCCACGUACCAUCCUUAACCUUCUUCCAGCCCACCGCCUCCCAAGAAAUUGACUGGGCUACCCAGGAGGCCCACUUCACCUUCCUCAUCUCAUCCGGUCUCCAUGGUAUCGUCAUUGCCGGCACAAAUGGCGAAGCGGCAACCCUCUGCUCCUCCGAAAAGACGAAGCUUGUACAAACCGCCCGGAGUAUUGCCCAGCGCCUCGGUCGUGAUGAUCUACCCAUAACGCUCGGUGGUGUUGCAGGUUGUACUCGAGAUGCCAUACAGCAGACUAUCGAGGCAAAGGAAGCUGGCGCAUCGUUUUACUUGGCGCUUGUGCCAAGUUAUUUUCAUUUUGCCAUGAACCAGGACGCUAUUGUGAGCUAUUUCCAAGAGCUGGCUGAUGCAUCUCCGGUGCCAAUUGUUCUGUAUAACUUUCCAAACGUGGUUGCAGGGCUGGACAUCAAUUCCGAGAUGCUGAACAUCCUGGGCAAGCAUCAAAACAUUGUGGCGAUAAAGUUGACAUGCGGUGGUAUUGCAAAAGUGGCUAGAAUAAGCGCUUCGUUCGACAAGUCGGAGUUUGUUGCGCUGGCUGGUCAAAGUGAUUGGCUCAUUCCGGCUCUCAGUGUAGGGGGGGUGGGAUGUAUCACGGGAGUGGCCAACUUAUACCCAAAGAUGUACUCUCUUUAUCAAUCUGGUCAGCACGAACGCGCCUCCGCACUUCAAAUCAAGCUAUCAGUCAGCGAAUGGGGCUUCGGCAAAAGCGGUAUAAACGGUACAAAGUACGCAGUUGCACACAAACUUGGAUAUCCCGAUUCCAGCGCCGAUUGUCGGCGACCAUAUCCUCGGUAUACAGAUGACGACAAGAAGGCUUGGGUUGUGAAGCAGGUAUCUGUGUUGGAUAAUACUGAAGCGGAACUAUAA
Pyrenophora tritici-repentis Pt-1C-BFP is the source of this 930-nucleotide messenger RNA. The record is from RefSeq and is a predicted model, not a curated record. Lineage: Eukaryota; Fungi; Ascomycota; Dothideomycetes; Pleosporales; Pleosporaceae.